Molecule: messenger RNA, 741 nt
Organism: Pieris macdunnoughi
Lineage: Eukaryota; Metazoa; Arthropoda; Insecta; Lepidoptera; Pieridae
Source: the annotation of a GenBank genome assembly
AUGAAACAAAGGACGCGUCUAUUUCAAAACGGCGAUGAAAUUGUUAGUGGUAUGAAUAGCACUAUGGACAAUGCUUUAAACUACAAUGGAAAUAUUCAGUUGCAUAGAAUAAAGCCACAAGAUCAUUUCAUUGAAGCACAGGUUCAAGAAGGAGACACUUUGCAAGCCAUUGCCCUUCGAUUCCAUUGUUCUAUAUCAGAAUUAAAAAGAAUUAAUCAUAUACAUAAAGAUAAUGAAAUUUUUGCCAGACAUACAAUCAAGGUACCCGUUACACCAUAUUCUGUUCUUACUGAAAUAGUACCUAACUCAAAAGGUCCAGAAUCAAUUCCUUCAACAUCUAAAAAUGCCCCUACUUUACUUACAAUGGAAAAUUUAUUAGAAAGUCCUUUGCAAAACAGGCUACAACCGAAAGAUACAGACGGAAAAGAUGCUGAUUUUGAAAUAGAUUGUAAUGCUGUUGUAUUAAACAGCACAAUUACACCAUCUGUUGUUCCAUAUACAGAUAUAGAUACAAAUGAAUCGGUUUCUGAAGAUACACAGCUAUUACCAAAUAAAGAGAGAGAAUCUGUGGAGACGGUAGUAGUUAAACAGUUGACAUCACAAGGAGCUGAUUUUGGCUUGAAGUGGUUCCAUCUUUUGUGUUUUAUACUUUUACUAGGAGUAAUUGCACCCAUAGUAUAUGUACUGUUCAUUUUAGGUAAACAUGAACAUUCAGAUAUUCCACCAUUACAUCCAACAUGA